CCAAAGUUCGCCGCGGAGUUGCUGGAUGCCAUAUCCGCGAAGCUUCUCGCCGAGAGGAAACAUUGCCCGGGUUGAUAUCUUCAACCACACUCAGAUCUGUCAAACUCAAACUCUCGCUGCGGAGACCGCUUUCCCCGCACGGAGCGGCUCGCUGAACGGAAUUUUCAUCUUGCAGUGGACGGACCCAACCAAGGACGAAGAGUUUCUGUCGUUUGAGGCAGUCGAUCCAGACGGCUUGUCAGGAUGAGAUGUGGAGGGCAAG
This is a messenger RNA of Aspergillus campestris IBT 28561, 262 nucleotides long. RefSeq lists its product as uncharacterized. Bases 26 to 247 code for a protein of 73 amino acids. NCBI's taxonomy places the organism in Eukaryota, Fungi, Ascomycota, Eurotiomycetes, Eurotiales, Aspergillaceae. The record is from RefSeq and is a predicted model, not a curated record. The transcript has a single exon.